Zychaea mexicana is the source of this 1641-nucleotide messenger RNA. RefSeq lists its product as uncharacterized. The coding region runs from base 106 to 1332 and encodes 408 amino acids. The transcript has a single exon. The record is from RefSeq and is a predicted model, not a curated record. Gene Ontology annotation, molecular function: hexosyltransferase activity. Gene Ontology annotation, biological process: glycosphingolipid biosynthetic process. NCBI's taxonomy places the organism in Eukaryota, Fungi, Mucoromycota, Mucoromycetes, Mucorales, Lichtheimiaceae.
CUUUCCUCACACACACACACACACUCUCUCUCUCUUCCCCCCCUCCCCCCACACACACUCAACACUCACGCAUAGCCCCCUUUUCUGACCUUCAUCCCACAAGAAAUGCAAAGAUUACGAGAUUUACUACGCAUACCCAUAUCUUCACAAAACCAGCAACAACAAUACACACGAUUGCACGGCACAACGCCCACAUUCGUACGCCACAAACUGUGGCGACCUUCGGCCAUUAUUAAAUGGGCAAUUAUUUUGGCAGCCUCUGGCGUAAUUACUUUUUUCGUCUUUUUCAAUCUGCAACUCAACAUUCGAGUGUAUUUGCGCAACUGGAUCACACAUGCCGAUGAUGCCUAUGCCACACCACUCCAUGGUUGUUUUGACUCGAUUCCAGACGAUAGCCCAUACAAAGGCGGUCCAGCCGAGUAUGUGUACGACAUUUCGCCUGGCGUGGCAUUGCUCGACGGUUACGAUUGCUACGACUAUGCAGCGACUAUCCAACCCCUAUCGGAAGAAAAGCAACAACAACAGAAUGUUGAUGGGAAAAAGGUUGUUUACCAUGCCUAUUGGCGAGCCGAUCUGGCACCUGUGGGACCCAAACAACUUGCAGUGAUCCGUUCGUUCUUUGCCACGCAAAACGCAAACAGCACUGUUCUGUACUUGUGGUCCAACGGCGACUUGUCCACAUCACCUAUUAUCCAAGAUGUUAAGGCCCGUGUCGGAGACCGGUUACAGACUUUGAUAUACAAUCCCAAGGAACUAUCCAAAGGGACGCCAAUGGAAAGCUCACCUCAUCUCGACUUUAAUGACGAACAUGGGUACCUCGAUGGCGACCUUAUCCGCUUGCUAGUGAUAUAUCGGUUUGGUGGAAUGUGGUUUGAUAUGGAUGCUUUAUUGAUCCGCGACAUGUCGCCUCUGUUUGAACAUGAAUGGUUGUCCCACUGGGAUUGUUUCCAGCCCAACUUGUUCCCGUUCAAUGGCGCAUUUAUGCACUUCAAACAGCAGAGUCCGUACCUCUGCGAAAUGCUGUCCGAAAUGGCAAAUGGACCUUUACCAAGACCAGGCACGAUUGACUGGGGAGGCUACAUGUAUUAUCGAGUGUAUAGGCGGUUGUUGUAUAACGGAAUAAGACCUUGGUCAAUCAUCCCUUGGUGCUUUGCGGAUUCCAUGGAAUGCAAGCCGAGCAACUCAAUGCCUAACGCGUUUGAAGAGGUCGAGUUUCCAAAGGAGCGGCUGUCUCAAGUGUUUGCAUAUCAUUGGCAUAAUCAGUGGAAAAAGACGCCCGGAUCGUUGUUCAGAUAUCUAGAAGACCACCACAAGGAUGUUACGGGAUGGUAGAUAGAAAAAUGUGUGUGUGUGUGUCUAGAGAAAAAGAAACGUAGGCUUAAAAGACGAGAUUAUAGCUCCUCUUACUAUUACUUUACUACUACUUCUACCAUUACUGUUCUUACUACCCCUUAUACCAACUCACUACCUCCACCCACCGCACCCAUCCGUACUCGUACUCGAACUCCAUCUUGACCGUUUGUUCUCUUUUGUUUGUAGAUAGAUUCUAUACAUCUUACUUGUUUAGCAUACCUUAAAAGCACCAUCCUUUUCUUGUGAAAUAAUAAAUAUUCUUUUUUGUUAUUAUUGCUUCAUACCAAC